AUGUCUUUGAACACGCUUGUCACUUUGGCCACCUUUGGCGUUCUCGCUUCCUCUGUGCAGGCUCAACAAGCUCUUUAUGCACAGUGUGGUGGGAUAGGAUGGACAGGAGGCACUACCUGUGUCUCCGGUGCUGUGUGCACAGCUCAGGGCGACUAUUACUCCCAAUGUCUGCCAGCAUCGGCUUCCACUGUCGCAAGCUCUUCGGCAGGCUCUAGUUCUUCGGCAGGCUCUAGUACCUCGACAUCUACCCCGCCCGCAAGCACUGGCUCAUGUGCGGCGAACUCUCCCCCCUCCUCUGCGGGAAAGCUCCAAUUCGCAGGUGUCAACAUCGCGGGCUUCGAUUUUGGCUGCAACAGCGACGGCAGUUGCACCGCGAGCGCUGCCUGGCCUCCCCUGACUGAGUACUACGGCGCCGACGGUGCAGGCCAGAUGCAGCACUUCGUCAACGACGAUAAAUACAAUGUCUUCCGUCUUCCCGUUGGUUGGCAGUUCUUGACGAACGAUGUGCUCGGCGGGUCCAUCAACGAGGACAACUUCGUGAAGUACGAUGCCUUGGUCCAGGCGUGCCUCGCUACUGGGGCCAGCUGCAUCAUCGACGUUCACAACUAUGCGCGCUGGGACUCAGGGAUCAUCGGUCAGGGUGGUCCGACGAAUGAUCAGUUCGCUGCACUGUGGUCCGGAAUCGCAGCCAAGUACGCAACGAAUUCGAAGAUCAUCUUUGGCGUGAUGAACGAACCCCAUGAUGUCCCUGAUAUCACUGCCUGGGCAGCCAGUGUGCAGGCUGCUGUUACGGCCAUCCGCCAGGCAGGCGCGACAACUCAGCUCAUCCUCCUCCCGGGAAACAAUUGGACGUCUGCCGCUACAUUUGUGAGCAACGGCUCCGCGGAUGCGCUUAACAAAGUUACGAACCCGGACGGCAGCAAGACUAACCUCAUCUUCGACGUGCACAAGUACCUUGACUCUGACAACUCUGGUACGCACGCAGAAUGUGUGACUGACAACAUCAGCGAGGCAUGGCAGCCUCUCGCUCAGUGGCUUCGCUGCAACGGUCGCCAGGCGUUCAACACCGAGACCGGCGGCGGCAACGGCGAUGACUGCGUCAUGUAUAUGAACCAACAGAUCGCAUACCAGGCUGCCAACUCCGAUGUCUUCCUCGGAUAUGUAGGAUGGGCGGCCGGAAACUUCUAUGCCACCUACGUUCUUGGUGAGACCCCCUCUGAAAGCGGUACCACCUGGACCGACACCCUCCUUGUCUCUGGUGCAAUGGCUCCGAGCACGAACGGCUUAGUUGCUUAG
Heterobasidion irregulare TC 32-1 is the source of this 1296-nucleotide messenger RNA. RefSeq names its product family 5 glycoside hydrolase. NCBI's taxonomy places the organism in Eukaryota, Fungi, Basidiomycota, Agaricomycetes, Russulales, Bondarzewiaceae. Bases 1 to 1296 code for a protein of 431 amino acids. The record is from RefSeq and is a predicted model, not a curated record. Gene Ontology annotation, biological process: glucan catabolic process. Gene Ontology annotation, cellular component: extracellular region. The transcript has 8 exons. Gene Ontology annotation, molecular function: hydrolase activity, hydrolyzing O-glycosyl compounds; cellulose binding.